Papilio polytes (common Mormon) is the source of this 1141-nucleotide messenger RNA. RefSeq names its product probable methyltransferase BTM2 homolog (gene Samtor). Lineage: Eukaryota; Metazoa; Arthropoda; Insecta; Lepidoptera; Papilionidae. The transcript has a single exon. The record is from RefSeq and is a predicted model, not a curated record. Gene Ontology annotation, biological process: negative regulation of TORC1 signaling. Bases 151 to 1125 code for a protein of 324 amino acids.
CCACAACUGUCAAUGUCAAACAAGUUCGAACCAAUACUGUAUACGCAAUACCCAUUUAUGAGUUAAAAAUGUUCAUAUUUCAUUUAAUUUUCCAAUGUCACGAAAAACAUUUAAAUCUAUAUAAAAUAAUCUAAAAUUCAUUCAGACGUCAUGGCUACUGAAGAGCACAAAGAAUUGGCUUACUAUAUUAAGGAAGUACACGCUUCUUUGAGAAAGUCUUCUUCAAAAAUAGGAUUUCAUAGAGCAUGGCUUGAACAUUGUGAAAAUGAAGAUGUUUUAAAAAAGUAUGCAAAAUGUAUGGAACGAUUAGCAACUGUACAUUGGGAUAACAAUUGUUUGGAUAAAUCACAUGUUGUGUCUCGAAUACAAUGGUCUGCUGAUUUUUGCUAUAAUUAUUACAUUAAUGAACAGUAUGUAAAAUUUCGUGAAAAAGAAAUAGACAUAUCAAACAAAAUUGAUAUUAAUAUUGAUAGUAUAGAACAAUUUACCUUACCUUUAAAAUUGCUUGAUGUAGGCAGCUGUUAUAAUCCAUUUAAAAAUUAUGAAUACUUGGAUGUACUGGCAAUUGACCUGUGCCCAGCAAAUAAUUCUGUCUACCAAUGUGAUUUUCUAAAUGUUGGCAUUGACAAAGAAAUCAUUAUAGAAAACCAUAGAAUAAACCAAUUAGAAGAAAACUCUUAUGAUAUAGUUACAUUCUGCUUCCUGCUUGAAUACAUUCCCAAUUCCGAAUUAAGAAUAGAGGCAUGUGUGAGAGCUUACAAUCUUUUAAAACUAGGAGGAAUAUUGAUAAUAAACACUCCAGAUUCUAAGCAUGUUGGAGCCAAUUCUAGAUUAAUGAAAUGUUGGAGAUACACUUUAGCAUGUUUAGGUUUUUCUAGAAUUAAAUAUGAAAAGUUUAAACAUAUGCAUUGCUUAGUUUUUAGAAAAUCUUUACAUAAAGAUAUAGCUAAAAGAUGGACUUUGUUAUGUAAAGAGCCUAAUAUAGAGUAUGGUUUAUUUAUUCCACAAGAUUUUUUAAGUGACAAGGAAGAGAAUCAAACAAAUCCUGAUAAAACAUCCAUACAUGUUACCAACAGUGCAAACAUUACAGAAUACUUUGUUGAAUUACCAUUUAAUAAUAAUUAAAUAAAUUUGAUUUAUA